AUGAGGACUGCUGCCCUCCACUUUACCUUUCUCCUCUGUAUGAGUCAAGUUCUACCAGCCAGGGGGAAGUUCAAGGAGAUCUGUGAGCGUCCGAAUGGCUCCUGCCAGAACUUUUGCCUCGAAACAGAAAUCCACGUUGGGAGAUGUUUAAAUAGCCAACCAUGCUGCCUGCCUCUUGGGAACCAACCAAGAAUUGAGAAUACUACUCCCAAGAAGAACUGA
Carlito syrichta (Philippine tarsier) is the source of this 222-nucleotide messenger RNA. Its product is annotated as beta-defensin 108B. The record is from RefSeq and is a predicted model, not a curated record. The transcript is spliced from 2 exons. Gene Ontology annotation, cellular component: extracellular region. Lineage: Eukaryota; Metazoa; Chordata; Mammalia; Primates; Tarsiidae. Gene Ontology annotation, biological process: innate immune response. The coding region runs from base 1 to 222 and encodes 73 amino acids.